CCCUUCAGCCCCACGAACUGUCCUGCGCUCCCGCAUCCUCCCCCUGCCUCUGCCAGCUGCUGACCUCGCUCCUCUCCGUCCUCAAGUCGCCGGCAUGCAGCUGUUUGUCCGCGCCCGGGAGCUGCACACUCUUGAAGUGACCGGCCUGGAAACAGUUGCCCAGAUCAAGGCCCUCGUAGCCUCCCUGGAGGGCUUCACCACAGAGGAUAAGGUCGUGCUUCUGGCAGGUUCUCCCCUGCAGGAUGAAGCCACCCUGGGCCAGUGUGGGGUGGAGGCCCUGAUGACCCUGGAAGUCGUUGGCCGCAUGCUAGGAGUGGGAAAACGAAAGAUGGAUCGAGAGCGUCGCAUGUUUCAAGAAAAGUGGGAGCGAGCAUAUUUCUUUGUGGAAGUAAAGAAUAGCCCUAUGUGUUUAAUAUGUAACCAAAUUUUGUCUGUGUCAAAAGAAUACAACUUAAGGCGACAUUAUGAAACAAACCAUAGUAAGAAUUUUGACUGUUAUACAGAAAAGAUGCGUGAUGAAAAACUUAAUGAACUAAAAAAAGGUCUAAGCUGUCUACACCAUUUAUCAUCGAAUACAAACAAAAUAAACGAUGCUGCUGUGAAAUGCAGUUAUGUAAUAAGUGAAAAAAUUGCCCGGGCAUCAAAACCUUUUACAGAUGGUGAGUUUAUAAAAGACUGUCUGCUAAGUGCAGUGGAAAUCCUGUGUCCUGAACAGAAACAAGCAUUUGCAAACAUAAGUCUAACUGGAAACUCUGUUGCUCAGCGAGUAAAAGACAUGGCUGAAAACUUGCAAGACAAGUUACGAGAAAAAGUGAAGUCCUUCGUGAGGUUUUCUAUUGCAGUUGAUGAGAGUACAUAUAUAAAUAACACAAGCCAGUUGAUUAUAUUUAUCCGGGGUGUUGAUGAGAAUUUUGACAUCACUGAAGAACUUUUAGACAUGGUACCCAUGACAGACUCAACAUCUGAAAAUGACUUAUUUUUGAAGGUUGAGAAAAGUCUCGAAAAGUUUAACGUUGACUGGUCAAAAUUGGUAAGUGUGACCACAGAUGGUGCUCCUGCAAUGGUCUGUGAUAACAUCGGACUUGUUGCAAAACUUAAAUCCAAGGUCAAAAUGUUCUGCAGGGAUGCAGAGCUUAAAUCCAUUCACUGUGUUAUUCACCAGGAAUUGUUUUGUACUAAGAAGUUAAAACUAGAACAUGUCAUGGAUGUAGUGAUUAACACAGUGAACUGGAUACGCUUCCGGGGCUCCAACCACAGACAGUUCAGUGCCUUGCUUGAGGAAUUGGAUGCACAAUACGGUAACCUCCUUUACUAUACGAAGGUAAGGUGGCUUAGUCGUGGCAUGGUACUGAAGAGAUUUUUUGAAUUGAGAAAAGAGAUAGAUAUGUUCAUGUCAUCCAAGGGCAAAUCCCUUCCCCAGCUCACCAGUGAAGAUUGGAUCAGAGACCUGGCCUUUUUGGUUGACAUUACAAAUCACCUAAACUCUUUGAAUAUUUCUCUGCAAACACGUUCACAGGUAGUUACACAAAUGUAUGAUUCCGUUUGCUCUUUCCUAGCAAAAUUGAGUCUUUGGGAAACUCAUUUGGCAGUAAAUAACCUGGCUUACUUUCCUACACUGAAAUCAGUUUCCAGAAAUGAAAGUGAUGGCUUAAUCUACAUCCCCAGAAUUGUAGAGUUGAAGAUUGAAUUCCAAAAAAGGUUCUCUGAUUUCAAACAUUAUGAAAAUGAACUGGCAUUGUUUAGCUCACCUUUCUCGGUUAACAUUGAUAGUGUUAAUGAGGAAUUACAAAUGGAAGUUAUUGAGCUGCAGUGUAAUACGGUACUGAAAACUAAAUACGACGACAUUGGAAUACCAGAAUUCUAUAAAUACCUCAGCAAGAGCUACCCUAGGUAUAGAAACCAUUGUGCAAAGAUUCUGUCCAUGUUUGGAAGCACCUAUGUCUGUGAGCAGUUGUUUUCUGUUAUGAAAUUGAGUAAAACUAACUUUCGUUCCCAGUUAAAGGAUACAGGAUUGAAUUCAAUUCUACACAUUGCAACUCGAAAUAUGAGACCAGACAUUGACAUCUUGGUGCAGAAAAAAAGGUGUCAGGUUUCUGGUUCUAAGUCAAAGGAGUAAGAGAUUAUGAAAGAAGAUUUUAAUAAUUAAAGAUUUCUAUUUUUCAAUGUAUAUUUUUAAAUUUUAUCUUUGAAAUAUCCAGUAUUAUAAAUUUUGUAUGUUUUUUG
Molecule: messenger RNA, 2223 nt
Organism: Miniopterus natalensis
Lineage: Eukaryota; Metazoa; Chordata; Mammalia; Chiroptera; Miniopteridae
Source: RefSeq, a predicted model, not a curated record